This is a messenger RNA of Penicillium riverlandense, 762 nucleotides long. RefSeq lists its product as uncharacterized. The record is from RefSeq and is a predicted model, not a curated record. The transcript has a single exon. Bases 1 to 762 code for a protein of 253 amino acids. NCBI's taxonomy places the organism in Eukaryota, Fungi, Ascomycota, Eurotiomycetes, Eurotiales, Aspergillaceae.
AUGCAGGUCUGCAACGGUCUGUUGAUAUUCCUGGGAAUUUGGUACAUAACCUUCCAAUUGGUUGCCAUUUUCCAAUGCACACCCGUUAAGUUCUUCUGGGAGCGGACCAUUCCAGGGGGCCAUUGUGUGGACAGUGUCAGCUUCUACAUUGCCCUUGCAAGUACCAAUACCUUCACGGAUAUCGCGAUACUCUUCCUCCCGAUGCCACUCGUGUGGCGGCUGCAGAUCUCACUGAGCAAGAAAAUCUCCAUCUCUGGAGUGUUUCUUCUUGGCGCAUUUGUCUGCGCAAUUGCGCUCUAUCGCAUUAGCACCCUGCCGCUGAUCAAUGACAACGACAUCACCUAUUCCAACACAUACGCCGGGUUAUGGACGUCAAUCGAGGGAAGUGUGGGUGUAAUAGUCGCAUGUCUACCCAGUCUGAUGCCUAUCUGGCAGCGGAUGCGGGGGAGAAAAGUUGGCUAUGCACAAUAUUCGAGCCAAUUUACCCAGUACGGGAACGGAAGUAAGAAUUACCGGUCCAUGGGUGGCGGUGGAUUAAAGGACGGACAGAAUGGUUUCGAUAUGCUGUCUAGUGGGACCUGGCCGCCGGAACACAGCCAGUCGCAGGAAAGAAUAAUGCGUACGACGGUGGCACAUGGCGAGGAAGCAUGCGGCACCCCUAGCGACGAGCGGAGCGAAGCAUCUCGGCAUGCGAUCGGAGUGGUCACCGAAGUUCACCAGCAGAUCGAACUCAGAGAUAUCAAGACUCAGGAGAAUCAAUGA